Molecule: messenger RNA, 2184 nt
Organism: Uranotaenia lowii
Lineage: Eukaryota; Metazoa; Arthropoda; Insecta; Diptera; Culicidae
Gene: GABPI
Product: palmitoyltransferase ZDHHC23-B
Exons: 5
Coding region: 62-1243 (393 amino acids)
Biological process (GO): peptidyl-L-cysteine S-palmitoylation; protein targeting to membrane
Cellular component (GO): Golgi apparatus; endoplasmic reticulum
Molecular function (GO): protein-cysteine S-palmitoyltransferase activity
Source: RefSeq, a predicted model, not a curated record
UUUAGUGGUCUUAAUGGAGAUAUCUUGCUAAUAGUAUAUUGAAAAAUUGCCAAUCUGUACAAUGAAUUCCUACCCGGGAGACGUGAAGGACAUUUACCACAAGAGUGCGUCCGUGGAUUUCCUGCCGGAAAUCGAUACGGAUCCACUGUGCUGUUGUGAAUAUUUUGAUCACACCGGGGAUAGGAACCACAUACUCGCUUGCUGCUGCAACUGCGUGGAUGUGGACGAAUCUUUCGACAGUCUCAUUUCUGGUCGUACGGUUCCGGUGGAAAAGCAGCGGGGCAUGCUGCUCACUUUCCAGGACCGACUCCGCAUUCCGUGGCGGGGCGGUGCAAAGCAGAUCACCGUGGACAAUGUCCUGCCGGUGGUACUCCUCGUCAGUCUGCAGCUGCUUGCGGCUCUGGACUUCUACUGCUGUUUGGUCGUUUUUGCAUUGAUACCACUAUUGUUGGCCUACCUGAAACGGUUCCUCGGUCGGGUUUUACCCAAGACCAAAUUUUUCGCACUAUGGAUGUUCUGGAGUGGCAUCUAUCUCGUGGCACUAUUCGAACUGGCCGUUCCUCUGUUGGAACUUUUGCCGGAGGAAAACGUUGCAUUUGUCCUGCUGAUGACUUUGUCAUUUUUUUGCUUCUACAAAACUAACCAACGGGCAGCCAUGAACCACAUCUGCCAGGUGCAAUACAAGGAAGAUUCCUCAUCGAUGAUCAACGGCGACUCACAGACGUCCAUACUGAUUUCGGAUCGUGAGGAUUCGGAUGAAAGCGACGGUCGAUUGGCAUGCCAAAUUUGUCGCAAAUAUGUUCCUCCUCGGACGUACCACUGCAAGGUUUGCGGAACGUGCAUAAUCAAGCAGGAUCAUCACAGCGUUUGGCUUAACUGUUGCGUGGGCCGUUCCAACCACAGAUACUUUCUCGGUGGAUGCGUCUUCUCGCUGUUGGCACUGUGGCUGUUCGCCAACCUAGCGCUGACGUCCGUCUGCCAUCCCACUCCGAUUUUCACCGUAUUUGGAGUUACUGUUAUGUUGCCCGAUGAUUGCACUGACAUCUUCUUCCAGUACGAUAUUGCACUUAGUUUUACUGGCGCGGUUUACGCACUGAUGAUGUCGGUAUUCAUAUUGAUCUCGCUGCUGAAACAGUCAUGUUUUAUUUCCCGUGGCUGCACCGGUAUCGAGUGGCAGCGGGAUGAGCACGUAAACCGGCGCAACUGCCUCGUAAACUGGAAAAUGUUCUGCAUGGGACAAUAACUUUCGUUGCUGUGACAAAGGUAUGUAUAAAUAUGAACAACACAAGGCAACAUUUUUAAAACAAUUUUGAUAAAGUCUAACUAACAAUAACGAAAAGACAACAAAACGAAUCCUUACCUUCGAAUUGAUUGUUUUUUCUAUGUAUUGUAUCAGUUGAAUCUGAUUUAUGUUUCCUGUUUCAUGUUUUUCCUGCUUCUGCAAAUUAUAUUCUAUUAUCCUAAUGAUUAAAAACAAUAUUUCAAGUUAAAAAAAUAUCUUGAAGAAAAAUACAACUUAUAGGUAGUGACAUUGAAACAAACUAGUACCAGUAUCUCUUUAACUUCUAAAUAACACAAAACUAUUACAAACUGGUAUCAGUGGAUUGCUGAUAACAUAUUUAAGAAAAAAAUUGAGAAUAUAAAUUCGUCGUAGGGUUUAAUUUUCCUCUGUAAAAAAAGUUAGAAGAAAUUAAAUCUAAGCGGUACAGUAGACUGAUUGAAGUUUACGGUUAAUGGUGCAAACACUCGUAGCCAUAUUAUAUCAUCUUAAUGUUUUGUAUUAAAUCUAUUACUUAUAAUUAAUCGUGAGGAUAGCGUUGAAAUUUUAAUAACGAGAAAACAGUAUAGUGAUUCACAAGGUGCUGUUUUUGAGUAAUAACCAAAGGUUAGUUUUAAUCCUAGGCGAAAAUAGUUAUCGAACUAUUACGUUACAACAUCUUAACACCAAUUAGUUCCACUUUGGCAACAUUGCUGCCUUUAUUACUGUCAAGCUUUUAUUGCAAACAAUUGUUUUAGUCCCAACUUUUACUUAAGUAUAAGAUACCUACUUAUUAAUCAAAAGAACAAACAAAAAAUAAUGCAAACUUAAAAUCAAAUCAGCAGUCAAAGUUUCAUGCAAAGUUAUUCAAAUAGACAUUGAAGUAAAAAAUAAAACUAGAUUUAGGAGAUCAUUAUCAGCUCUCA